AUGCCCCCGACCACAGUUUACCGUCGCCAGUCUAUGGCCCAGCUGUACGAGAAGCUCAGUGCUCAGAGUGACGAAGAUGACAUGGCAUGGCUGGCCCAGUUCAGUCCCGAAGAGAAAUCGGAUGACCUCUAUACCCCUGCGGUCGCACCGAGUCCUUACUUGUCUUCGAUCUCAUCCACCUCCUCGUCUUCUCCCUCCGCCGAAUCCUCCCAGGUCGAUAGUCACGUCGAUGAUACUAGCUCCAGUGACGAAUCUAGUUCGGACGAUGCCCUCAGCUCGGAAUCAGAGUCAGAAGCCGAACCCUUCUCCUCUCUGACUUUCGAUUUCGACUACACCACUUACGACCAAUCGCCAUGUAUGCCCCUCCUUUUCCAGUCAGAUGAGUUUAUGAACACGGCAGACUCACCGUACAUACCCCCAGUCGACUCCAUUGUGCUCCCCCAGCCUACCUCCGUCCCGCUUGCGGGAUAUUACCAUCCCAUGCAACAAACUACCUGUCCCACUCCGCGCCAUGCAUCUUCAGAUCCCCCACUUCUCCUUCCUCCGACCUCUCCGAUUAUGGGCUCUGGGACCCCGCGCAGAAGACGUAGUGUGUCGACUAAUCAGUUUGACGGGCGGGGUGAUCCAGAAGAGCAAGUCGAUGCCGAGAGUGACGUGGACAGCGAUGACGACGAAUAUAUACCUUCUCCCUCUUUGAAUUCUAGGAAGCGGCGUCGAACGACUCGGACCCGUGUAUCUACUAGUGCCCCUCCUGCAUCCGCAGUACGCGUUGCGAACAUUUCUCAUGCAGCGAAGCGUUCUCGUUGUUCCCCCCCUUCCCGUAAUGUACAAGCCAUGCCAGGAACGGUCCCUACAGUCUCGAAGAACAACCCCUGGGCGUGUCCCUAUUGCAAAUGGGUCCAGCGUAACCACCGGACGCCUGAUCUCAAGCGCCACAUCCGGACUCACACUCGCUUUGAGCGCCCCGCCCAAUGGAUCUGUUGUGGUGUGCCCCUAAAGGACGCUGGGCGGCACGCCCUUCCAGAAGGCGCCGAGCCGUACAAUUGGCAGGGCAAAAUGAUGAUCGGCGGAUGUGGGAGAGAAUUCAGUAGACGCGAUGCUCUCAAACGUCACCUCGACAAUGAGCACAUCACAUGUGUUGGCGACCUGAAUGCGUUUGCUGCCUCUCACAACUAG
Pisolithus orientalis is the source of this 1176-nucleotide messenger RNA. RefSeq lists its product as uncharacterized. The record is from RefSeq and is a predicted model, not a curated record. Bases 1 to 1176 code for a protein of 391 amino acids. The transcript is spliced from 2 exons. Lineage: Eukaryota; Fungi; Basidiomycota; Agaricomycetes; Boletales; Pisolithaceae.